Pungitius pungitius (ninespine stickleback) is the source of this 4328-nucleotide messenger RNA. RefSeq names its product growth arrest-specific 6 (gene gas6). Gene Ontology annotation, molecular function: calcium ion binding. The record is from RefSeq and is a predicted model, not a curated record. Gene Ontology annotation, cellular component: extracellular region. NCBI's taxonomy places the organism in Eukaryota, Metazoa, Chordata, Actinopteri, Perciformes, Gasterosteidae. The transcript has 15 exons. The coding region runs from base 478 to 2427 and encodes 649 amino acids.
AGGGGAGGGGAUGCACCUCCAAACUCCUGCUGCCUGCACUUUUCUCCGCGCAGUGGAGCAGCAGAGGCGCGCAGUGCGGGGACUCGGUCCGGCCACAGACACAGGACGCUCCGCACGUUAAACCGCAAACGGGGGGAAACGAGUUGAACCGCAAACAACAGAGGACGGUCGCGUGAAUUUUUUCAUUUUUAUUUUUUUUGCCCUGAGCGAUGAACGCCACGCGGGGGAAACACACGACAGCUUGAGGUCACAGCGCUUCUUCACCCCCUCACCCCCCCCCCCCCCCCAAAAAAAAAACUACGGUUGACGACCAACGGUCGGGAGUACCUGAAUACCUGCGGCGUGUCGGUAGCCUCGGCUCGGUGACAUUGAGAGCGAGCGAGAGAGAGAGAGAGAGGGGGGAGAGUGGUAGAGAGACUACGAGACGGGACGGGAGAAAGUUUCUGAAGGUUGGCGCAGGCACAGCGGGUUGAAACAAUGCGGCUGACCCCGACGACGUGCCUCUCCUCGGCAGCCCUGCUGGUCCUGCUGGCCGUCCGCUGGUCCCACGGCAUUUCGCUGUCUCCCCAAGAGGCGAAGCAGUUUCUGAGCAGACACAGGAGAGCGAACCAAGUUUUCGAGGAGACAAAGCAAGGACACUUGGAGAGGGAGUGCGUGGAGGAAAAGUGCAGCAAAGAGGAGGCCAGAGAAGUGUUUGAAAAUGACCCGGAGACGGACUACUUCUAUCCCAAGUAUUUAGCCUGCAUGGAGAAGUUUGGAGAUGCUGAGAAGAAGAAACAGGAUCUGAUAACAUGUGUUCACAAUAUUCCAGACCAGUGCUCUCCUUCUCCCUGUAUCGCCAGAGGUACGGUGCGCUGCGAGGACAAAAAGGGGGACUUCCUCUGUCAUUGUUUCACGGGCUGGGCGGGAGCCAGAUGUGAGAAAGAUGUCAACGAGUGCAGCAAGAAAAAUGGAGGGUGUGACCACGAGUGCAACAAUACUAUGGGCAGUUACCGCUGCUCCUGUCACCAAGGCUACAUGCUGGUAGGGCGUCACAUGUGUGACGAUGUGGACGAGUGUGAGAACCCAGGUGUGUGUGGAACCGCACGGUGCGAGAAUAAAGAGGGCGGCUUCGACUGCUCCUGUGACAUCGGCUUCGUCUACGACAACGAGACCAAGAGCUGCGUCGAUGUGGAUGAGUGUGGUGCAGAUGUGUGUGCAGACCAGUGCCUGAACACUGUGGGGAGUUUCCGUUGCUUCUGUGAUGGUCGUCAGGGAAUGAAGUUGGGCCGGGACCUAAGGAGCUGUAAGAAUAUAACUCCGUGUAUGUCGCCGUCUCUGAGGAGGAACUCUCGUUCGCUCUACCUCGGCCGCAUGUUCAGCGGCGUGCCGGUGGUGAGGCUGCGUUUCCGCCGGAGGGUUCAAACUGGCUUUUCUGCAGAGUUUGACUUCCGCAGCUUCGACCCCGAGGGGGUGAUUUUCUUCGCCGGGGGUCACCUAAAUAGCUCCUGGAUCGUUCUGGCAAUGCACCAUGGGAAGCUGGAACUCCAGCUUAAAUACGGCACCGUUAGUCGGGUGACCAGCAGCGGGCCUGUGGUUAAUGACGGACAGUGGAGAAAGAUCUCUGUGGAGGAGCAGGGGCGGAGUCUCGUGAUAAAGAUCGACAGGGAGGCGGUCAUGAAGAUCGCAGUCAACGGGGAUCUGUUUACGCUCAAGAAAGGCAUGCACGAACUCAACCUCACCGUGGGAGGAGUCCCUUUCAGAGAGGACGGCCUCGUCAAUCAGGUGAACCCUCGUCUGGAUGGCUGUAUGAAGGAGUGGAAGUGGUUGACAGGCGAAGAUACGUCCAUACAAGAAACCAUCCGGUCCAACGACAACAUGCAGUGCUUCAACUCCGAGAGGCCUGGGACGUAUUACCCCGGCACGGGCUUCGCUCUCUUCAACAUCAGCUAUGAACCACAGAAUCUGAGCGUGCAGCUGACCCUGCGUCCAACUUCUGCGAUCGGAGUGCUGUUUGCACUUGUUCAUCAGGACAGAGUCCCUCUCUCCAUCGCUCUGGCCGACUAUCAUCCCGGCACUGAUGAAUGGCGAGAUUUUGUUCUGGUAUCUGUUAGUGACGUCAUCGUCGCCAGCUCUCCUUCCCCGCUGUGCGACGGUGAGAGUCACGAAAUCCUCGUGACGAUCUCAGGCAACCAAACCCUGCUGCUGGUGGAUGGCCAGCCUGGACGUAGCGAAGAAACCGAAAUUUCUAUGGACGUCCUGUCACAGUCCAGCACCUUUAUAGGAGGGCUCCCUGAUGUUUCUCUGGUGACCACACUGGUGUCGGCGCCCUACAGCGGCUGCAUGGAGGUCAGUGUUAACGGACAGCCCCUGGACUUGGACCAGGCCAUCCACAAACACAACGACAUCCGCUCACACUCCUGCCCCCUGCUGGACUCCCACCAGUGACCAGAGCAUUAGUCUGCCAACGCUGAUCCAUUAGCAGUUCAUUGAGGCAAUGGGGAUUUUCUUUCCCAAUAUAUUGAUAAAAGCUUUGACGGGAGAUGAUUUCUAUUGGAAUGUAAAAAAAAAAAGAAAAAAGAAAAAAAAACUGGACCCGCUGUUGUGGUUCAGCUGGAGCCUUUGCCCAAGAUCGCUCUGUCCUAUUACUGUGAUGACGCUGCUGUCGAGACGCGUUUGUGGGAUUUUAAAAGUACUCCCAGUGUAAGGACUGUAGGGCAGUCAGUCAGCCAAUGAGCAGUGUUCCUUGUGCUAGGCAGAAGAUACGGGAAUAAAUGCUGCACAACAUUGCCUCAAAAACUGCCCAUGAAUCGCAGUCUCUCAAGCCCACACUGCACCUUCUCUAGAUCAGUGUCCAGUGGUUGCUCUUGGCUCAGCCUGCUAUGCCUAGCAUCCUGUGCCGAUCUGACUGGGACCUUGUAGGCUGUGACUCUGCUGAUAGAGCGGCGGUCAUGUUGCUUACACCGAGCCCACCUAAGGCCUGUGUCACAAAGCUUAAAAUAAUCAAGUGCUCAUCUGAUUAAAUGGGGACCAGAAAUAACGUAAUUCAUCAGCUACCCUACCCAGAGAAAAUGUGUGACUAGCUGUUCAGAUCUUCAUGAAUGUUUUGGCGCAUUAUGAAUUUAGGGGUUGGUGGGCGCUAAAUUAAUCUUUUGAAUCCCCUCCAUUGCUGCAGCAGGGGUGGGGUGGUAUUAGGCACAACUCCUGUAGAAAACCUUGCACAUUGUUGCAGGUAAGCAUGGACUGCGUUGGAAUCUGUAUGACUUCUUUCUUUAUGACUAAAGCAGCACUCCAUGUCUACCUGCAACCUUAAAAAUCAACGGUGUGCCUAGAAAGAACAACCAAACCCACAACAGCUUCCCUCCUGGGAGAAUCAUUUCACCAAGGUGCAGUACUGUAACACCCACACACACAUGGAGCUAACACUACUCCUGUAAAAAAAAUUGUACUCGGUGCAGUUAAGACACUACGCAUUAACCCCUGUACAUUGUGAAGUAUUCAUAUUAGCCUGACUCCCACCCAUAGUCUCAAUGAUCUGCAAACACUAACUUCAUCACAAAGGUCCCCUCUUUCACUCAGAAUUAGCCAAACACAUAUAAAACCUGCCAUGAACCGAUGGAAGGCUGAUAGAUUAGUUUCAGAAGCAGCGGAAGGGGCCCUCGCCAUGAAGGAGAGAGAGUGAGCACUUCGUCAAAAGCACCACACAAGCUACUGAGAGAAAAGAAGAGUGCGCUGUAAUAUAGUGAGUAUGUAAAUAAUGUGACUGUACAAUGCUUUGUAGAAGACCGAAAACAGAAACACUACCUUUUGGCUCACUGAGGUUUCUUGCACUUUUAAGUUGUAACAAAACCGUAAUCUGAGUCUCUGAACUUCAUCUGCUUCCUGCCAAUGUUUGAGCUAAAAGUUUACUAUUUUCUUCAUGUAGGAGAUGGGUGACCCCCAGGGAUCAAAGUAUCAUACAUCUACGAGGGGCUCGGUUUUUAAUUUGAUUUUAUAGGUGCUGAGCAAAUAAAAAUCCAAUAAAAACAAAGAAUUACAAGAGCAUUGACUGAGAAUGCCAAGAGGGCUCCAGUUUUAUUUUACUUCCCUCUAAUGUAUAUCGUUUUCUAGUUUGCUGAUGAAUGAAUGCCAGAAUAUAGAGCUUGACGAGUUAUUAUUAUUAUUUUUUUUAUCAGUUGUAAAUCUAACUUUGACUUUUUUCAUUUUACACUUUUAACUGCCAGUAUGUGUACUAUGCUGAGAGGGACCUGCCUUUGAGUUGUAACUUCCUUCAACAGUGAUCGUCCUAUUUAAAAAUAAAAUCAGUUGUAUGAACAUUAUGAGUAAAGUUGUAUUUUCCAAAAAACUAA